Lampris incognitus (smalleye Pacific opah) is the source of this 3711-nucleotide messenger RNA. Its product is annotated as zinc finger protein 37-like. The coding region runs from base 266 to 3397 and encodes 1043 amino acids. The record is from RefSeq and is a predicted model, not a curated record. NCBI's taxonomy places the organism in Eukaryota, Metazoa, Chordata, Actinopteri, Lampriformes, Lampridae. The transcript has 9 exons.
UCGCGUUUGUUAGUGUUCGUUUCGGAGGGUUGGGAAAUCUUCCGAGGCGAAAUGCAAAAUGCCGGCGGUGAACGCGCCCUGUCGGGGAGCGAGCCUUUGCGCGCCCGCUUUAGACGCGCGUCUUUAUUGUGUUAGGCUAGGUGGGAGGUGCGCUUAAGCCCCUGCGUCCGCAGCUUCCCUCAUAAACUGCUGUUCAAUGUCCACCGCGAGUAAUACAGCCAGCCAGCUAGCCAGCUAGCUAGCUAACCGUGUGGCCUGCGCCGGGAUGGAUUUGGUUAUUUUCGAUGCCGCCUUCCCAGGCACCGCUCUUCCUCUUUCAUCUUUGCGCCUCCUGGUUCCACCUCUGCAGCUUAUGACAGCGUCCAUGUGGCAGGUUAUAAAGCAACAAGAUGUGAUGAACUACUGGAAAGUGGCAGAGUUUGUGUCUUUGGUGAUGGACAUGGUUCCAGAGCUUUUGAUGUACAAGCACAGGACACAGCUCGAUCUCGGGUUGCGAGCCAGGUAUAUUUUGGAGUUGUGCCGUAGUGAGCCCCUGGUGGAUCCUGAGUUUUUCACAUCUCUCCUGGACAAGGUCAAACCAUUAACUCCAUUAGAUGUAAGCUACACAGAGGUGGAUGGAGUGGAGGCUAAUUUUCUUGAGCUGGUCCAGAUGUUGCUCAAAGGUCCUGAAGAGAGGGAGCACUUUUUCCUGGAGGUCUUCCCCUCUGAAUAUGGGCCGCAAUAUGACAGCGACCUACAGACUCUGUUCUCAGAGUUCCUCUGUCGAUUGGCCCAGCUGCUGCCAAUCCCUGACCUUGACCAGAUAGUUUCAUGGCUUGGGAUUUCGGAUGAAGUUUUGGAGGAUUGUGUGCAUUCAGUCUCUGAGUCUAUGCACCUGAAGACUCUGAUCCAGCACCACAAACACCUUGGGCAUUUGGAGCAACAUGUCCCUCCUUCCUCUAUGGGUGACUCCAUAUUGUCCUCCUUGUCUGCGACUCAUCCUAGUCGAAUGGCCGGGACAACAGAACAGCCCAGCUGCGACAGCCAAUCAGAUCCAUUGCAUGGUCUUGGGGAUGACCCGCAGGCUGUUUCAUUCGUGGACGACGUGGCGGUGGAGGUCGUCGCGGUGACGGACUAUGCAGAGGUUGAACUGGGGAUGAGCACAGAGGUGCAGGUAGUGACAGAAGGUGGAGACUUUGAAGAAGUAGUUGUUGAAGUGAUGCCCGAAGAAUCCGUGGAAAUACUUCCUGAGGAAACGAAGGGAGAGGAAGUGGGCAGAGCCACAGAGGAAAAGACACAGGAGCGUCCCAACAGCGUUCAGCUGAACCUUGUCGUUCCUGAGAAAACUAAUCAUGGCCCAGUGUCAAUCCAGCACAAAUCGCUGUCCGGACCUCUAGACUGCCCAGACUGCGGGAAGAGAUUCAAAUUCGCCUCUUCCCUGAUCGCCCAUAGGGUCAUCCACACGGGUGAACGGCCUCACCAGUGUAAUGAGUGUGGCCGCUGCUUCUCCUUCAGGCAGUCCAUGGACAGACACAAACAUACGCACAAGGCCGGACGGAAGUACGACUGCACAAUCUGUGGUGAGGACUUCCCAUCCCUGUCAGAUUGCACAGAACACAAGCAGAGACACAUGGUGGAUGGUGCGUUCGCAUGCCCACAGUGUAAUAAAACCUUUAGCUGGGAGGUGGCCCUCAUAAGACACCUAAACACCCACACAGACGAUGCCAACUCUGGUGAACCCACGGGCAGUCUGCAAGCCCAACAAGAGGAGGUUGCAAGUGAACAAAAUGUUGAAGAGCAGGUUGUCGCACUUGCCGAAACUAACCGCCAAGCGACAGCAGUGGAAAAGGAAGACCACGAUGGUAGUACGAAAGAAGCAGAGGCCCAAAAGAGUCACCACCCAUCCUCUGUGACAGAAGUUCUGGUCCCCAAACUUCUUGACGAGGUCAUUUCUCUGGUGAAGGUGCGCGCCAGCGGGCGAAAGCGCAAACCCACAAUGAAGGUCCAGGUGAUAAAUCUGCAGAAGCGCAUCGGGAGAGUUUCCUCUCCGAAGAGAAAGCGGGAGGUUGCCGUGGAGAAACCGGUGGCUUUCAACAGUGCAGAACACUCCUAUGGAACACUGUUGAGUUCAGCUAAGGACAGCGAUAAAGAAGACUUUGUGUUGGAAGGAUCUUCAGCUGGCUUCUCCUGCCCUAAGUGCACCUUCAGCCACACAGAUCAGGUGGAGUUGCAACGGCAUGUUGACCAAGAGCAUGCCGAUGACGCAGAGGAGGUCACAUCUGCUCCACCUCUGGCCAAUCAUGAUGGCCGCUUCAGCUGCCCGGACUGCGAGAAGAGCUUCAAGUUCCAGUCCCUGCUGAAAGCCCACCGCCGCAUCCACACGGGUGAGCAGCCUUACCUGUGUUCCCAGUGUGGGCGGCGCUUUUCAUUCAAGCAGUCACUGGAGCGGCACAAGCACACACACAAGGAUGGCCGCAAGUAUGAGUGCCUAAUUUGCGGGAAGUUCUUCAAGUCGCUGGCAGCCCAGAGGGAGCACAAGAGCAUCCACAUGGAGAACGGAGAGUACCUGUGUUCUAAGUGUGGCCGGGCGUUCGCCUGGAAGUCGGCACUGGUGAGGCACCUGAAGACCCACGGGGAUGAGGCGGACAAGGCGGUGCGUCCUCACCGGUGCCCCCACUGCGACCUGGGCUUCAGCAGCAUCACCUACCUCAACAGGCACCUCCAGACCCACGGAGAGGAACGGCUACACACCUGCAACUGUGGGAAGAGCUUCCCCUACAAGGCAGCACUCACUGCCCACGAGCGCACCCACCGGAAGGAGCGUCCGCACCAGUGUGCUCAGUGUGGCAAAGGGUUCCUGUACAAGGGCGGCCUGCUGAGCCACAUGAAGAUCCACUCGUCAGACAUGCCCUUCAUGUGCUCUUUCUGUGGCAAGAGCUUCAAGAGGGAACGCAACAUGAAGAAGCACGAGCGCUGCCACACCCGAGAAAACGUCUUCAGUUGCACGCAGUGCGACAAAAGCUUUGUCUACAAGGCCACGCUGAUCAGACACGAGCUGACGCACUCCGGCGAGAGGCCGUUUCUCUGCUCCGACUGCGGAAAGGGUUUCUUCUCACACGCCGAGCUCCUGAAACACGAGCGCUUCCACACGGGACACAAACCCUUCCAGUGCCCCCACUGCGGGAAGAGGUUCACCCAGUCCUGCUACCUAACCAUCCACCUGCGCUACCACACCGGCGUCCGGCCAUACUCCUGCACGGAGUGCGACAAGAGCUUCCUCAGCGCCAACCGGCUUAAGAGGCACCAGCGGACACACACGGGGGAGAAACCCUACCUCUGUGGAGAAUGUGGGAAGGGUUUCAAGCAGUCGUAUCAUCUCAAAAUGCACCAGCGAACACACGCUAUUACGUUUACAUAGGAAACAGGAAGAUGUUCCCUUGGUGAAUUGUUGCUAUUUAGGUCGACAUUAAAAGGGCAGUAUUCUAGAUUCAAGUUCACACAGGGGCAGCUACGGAGCUCAUGUGGCAACUAAACAAUCUCACCAACCUAAUACAAUUACUUGGACUAAGAAUGGUGCCAUUUACUGAAUUUUUCUGAUUUUUUUUUUUUUUUUUUUUGCUGAUGUGUAGUUGAUUUGGCAGUUUCCACGAGCUUUGUGUUGCAAAUUAAAAACAGCAUUGGCUAACAUCACCGAAGAAUUCUGACGAUUCAUUUCCAGUUAUAAAGGCAGUA